AUGAGGUUUAAUACUUAAAGAAAUAUGUCUAAAUAUACUUUAACAUAGAUUUAAGAUAAUAAGGGAUAAAAAAUUAACGAAGUUGAGGGAAUACUCAGUUUAAUUGUUGAUAAGCAAUGCAUCAGUGACGAAGAAGGUAUGAGCUCGCUCAUUUCUUUACUACAGAAAAAUAAAUCUAAGAUACAAGGUAUAGUUAUUUAAGAUUUUGAAGGAGCAUUUAAAGUAGAUUAUCUCAAGAGAAUAGAGCUAAAUCUAAGAGAGGUAAAGAAACUAAGGCUCAUAAUCAUAUAAAACUCUAACUUAAAUAGAGAUCACAUUCAAAUACUUAGAAAUAUUAUUUGGUGGAGAAGGGAUCAACUUGAAAAGAUCUAUUUGAAUAAGAAUUCAAUAGACUCCUUUGAUUUCAAAGAUUUGUUUGUCUCUAAUGAUUUCAACUUCACUGAUUUGAAAAAUUUAAAAAUGCUUGACGUCAAAGUAUAGCCAGGAAUCAAUAAGUUGACAAAAAAUCAGUUUAAUUAAUUUGCAAAUCUAAUUUCUAAGAGUAAUGUUAAAAUAACAACUAAGAAACAAAACGCAAAUAGUAGAGAAGGUUUAUACAUAUCUUUAGACGAAACAUCUCUAAAUAAUAGAAAUAGACAACUCUUAAAAUAAAGCAGUGAUACCUUAAGUUCUAUUCACUUGGAGGAAACUAAUACAUAAAGAUUAUUCUAUUCUUUGAAUUUUGGUGGAUGCUUUUCAGAUAAAAACGAAGCUGGUCUCAGAAAUCUGGGUGAAUAUCUAAUAGGAGAGAAUUUUGAUGACAUUACAACUUUAUCUUUCAAAAAGACUACUCUCAAAAUGCAAGAAAACUGGAUUCCUAUUUUUAGCUUUUUAAAAAGAACAAAAAGUAUUUUGAACAUUGACUUAUCUUCUUGCUAACUAAACGACAAAUCAAUUAUAAAUUUAUUCACAAGCUCUUUUAAUAUAAAGCAGAUUGAUAUUAGUGAUAACAAUAAUAUUUAAAUGAAUGGAUGGAUAAAGAUAUUUAAAUGUCUGAUUUGCAAUCAGAGUUCUGUCACUGAUAGUAUAAGAAUAGAUAAUUGCUAUUUCUAGGAUGAAGAAAUUAUCAAAAUAGGUGAGAUGAUAAAUAGUUUUUAUAAGAAUGUCAGAAAUACUAAUUAUAAUUGUCCACUUAGGAAAUUCUACUUUAAUAAAAACAAUUAAAUUUCUCUUUAAGGAUGGGAAAGCCUUUUUGGAGGGUUUUUCAAAUUGACUGCAAAUAAUUUAGAAAUAUUAGAAUUAAAGAGCUGUGAUUUAGAUGAGAGAAAGUUAUAGGCAAUCUACAAAGCCUUUUCUUCAUCAAUAACUUCUAAUUGUGCUUUAUAGCAGCUUGUGCUUAGAUAAAAUCCAAGCAUCGGAAAUUCUUAAGUGUUGUGCUAGUUUGUUAAAUUUAUCUUUGAAAAGGUUAGAGACUUUUAGAAAUUAGACAUAUCGAAUUGUUAAAUUACUGAUUAAAUAUUUACUGAGAUUUUGAAAAGUUAUUCUUCAAAUGAUACAAAUUUAGCAGAGAUUGUCAUUAAGAAUAAUCCAAAUUUAGGUUAAGAAAGCUACACGCUUUUGGCUUAACACAUGAUUUUUACAGAUAAAUCUAAAAUUAAAAGUAUUGAUAUUUCAGGAAAUAGAUUAAAUAAAAAUAAAUUAUAGGGAUUUAUUAGUUUAGGCUAACAAUUUUAACAGUCUGCAAAAAAAAAUAGUUAUUUGAAAAGCUUUAUCUUAAAUUAGGUUGCUGAUUUAGAUGAAGAGACCUUCAAAGAGUUAGUAAAUUUAAUCUUAUUUGAUGAUCAAUGUUUUAGCUUAGAAAAAGUUUCUCUUUAGAAUACACUUACUGCUGAAAAAGUAAAAACAAUCUAAUAAAAAUUAAAUGAAUUAUAGAACAAGCAAUCGAAUUUAAAGCUUAAACAGAUCUAUUUUGAUAGAAAUAUUCUCAGCUAACCAGAGGAUUUUUUAGCUAUUUUGACUUCUUUUUUCCUAUAAAGCUAAGUAUGUCCUGGCCUUGAAGAUCUAAGCUUUUCUUACUGUAAUUUAAGAUACCAACAUUUAAAGCUUUUGUAUCUCAAAUAUAAAAGCAUUUCAAUUAAACCUUCAAAUGUGAAAAAAUUAUCAUUCAAAGGAAAUGUAAACAUAAGUUCUGAAGGAUGGUUUGUUUUAUCUCAUUUACUUUUCUAAAGUGGUAUUUUCAAGAACUUACAAUCAUUAGAUAUAAGCUACUGCAAAAUUGACGAUACAAUAGUAUCACCCAUCACAAUGAGCUUUAGCCAGGCUUUCCAAGAUCAGCCAGGUUUCAAGCAUCCUUUACUUGAGCUUACUAUCAACGAUAACCCUUAACUUGAAUAAUAUGAGUGGCAAAAUAUUAUGGAAUCUAUAAUUUUCUCUAAAAAAUCAUAAAUAAAGACAUUGAAUGCUUAAAAUUGCAACUUUGACUCAAAGUCCAUGCAAAUGUUUGCUGAAAAUAUCGUGAAAUACAAAGCUAUGCUUGAAAAAGACGGAUUUUUUGAAAAUUCGGACAGACACUAACUUGUUAACUUCAACAUAGCUUAGAAUGAUUAGAUUGAUGAGAAUGCUUGGAAGCAGUUUAUUAGUACUUACAUUUUAAAUAAAUCUGAAAAUGUUGACUAUGAAGAAUAGAUGAAAUAAAAGAUAUAGAUUGAAUAGGCUGAUGCUGCUUAUGUUAAGGAAGAGUUUUAUAAGUUAGAACAGAAAUACAGCUCAAAACUUACUGAGUAUAAAAUAGUGGGUAAGCUUCCUGUUUUCUUGAUAAAGUACCUUAACUUAAAGGGAACGGGCUCUAUAGAUAAUAAUUAGUGGUAAGAUAUAUUUUAACUCUUGAUUAUUAAUGAAAGGUCACAAGUAGAAUUCUUAGGCCUUUCAUAGACUUUCAUAGAGCAUAAGGGAUGGAUGAAUAUAGUUUCUGUUAUCAACUAAUAUAUUUAAUAGCACAAAGAUUUAAUUAAGCUUAAAAUCAUCGAGUUUAAUGAAAAUUCAUAUAUGACUUUAUCUUUGUGGAAACUUGCAUUCAAUAAAUUGUUCUUUAACUUUUAGUUAUGCAAAAUAAAAGCUUUGGAAAUAAAUAAUUGCAAAAUUACCAAAGAAAUUCUAGAAUUUUUUAAAGAUGUUUUAGAUCCAAUGGAGCUUUAAACUCUCAAAAUUAAGAGAAAUCCUCAAGUUGAUUCAUUGAAAGGGUUAGAUAACUCUAAUUUCUCUUAAAUUAAAACUAUAGAUUGUGAAACAUCUGAAAUAGCUACAGAUUAAAUUCCUCCAAAUAUUAUACAUUCGUUAGAGGAACUAACGAUAAAAUUGGCUCUAGGUUCACCACUUGCUUAGAUUUAAAAUUAUUGCAUGACCCUUAAAAAACUUUAGAUUUUAAGAAUCAGAGGACAAGUCAGCAGUCUAGAUGAAGAAUUUUAUUAAAUUAUUUAGUAUGUUAGCUAACAGCUUGAAACUUUCUCUAUGCAUAACUAAAAUGUUAAAUCUGAGGAUCUAUUCCCAUCUAUUGUUUAUGCUAACACAGUUGGAACAAAGCUCAAAAAAAUUGAUUUAUUAGGAACAAAUAUUGGCAUUCAAUCAAUUGAGUAGAUAAGAAAAAACAAGAAAAAAAUAAAUUAAGAAAAUGCUACAGAAAAUAAUAAUGAAAAUAAUUAAGCAAUUGAAUAAAAUACUAAAGAAAAAGAGUAAGAAUAAUUAAAACUUUUAAAGUAAAAAUGGGAUUAAAUUUUAAGCCAAGGCUAUCUAGAUGAGAAUAAUAAAUCUAAAAAUUAGAGCUUAAAUUAUCUCAAUUUAUCAUAAACAAUUGGAGUUUCAUACAGCGGUGAAGAAAGAGACUCAAUAGCCACAACAUUCAUCUUAAAAUAUGCAGCUCGCUACUGUUCUUCACUCUAAGAACUUCAUAUUUAAAAUUGCUUCAUGUCUGAAUCAGCAUUUUAAGAUUUCUGUUCAGAAUAUUAAAAAAAUAAAUAAAUAAACCUUAAGAAACUGGACAUAUCCAAUAAUACAUAGCUUAAAACUUAGAGCUGGAGAGUAUUCUUUGAAAAAGUUUUGUUUUAACAAAAAUCUAAUUUUGAUUAUUUAAAUUUAAGUAAAAACCUAAUUUUAAGAGAAGAAUUUGAAAUAUUAAGAAAGCUCUCAAUUAAAUUUAGUUCAAGUAAUUUUGGAAUUAAGAAAUUGCAUAUGAAGGAGCUUCAAAAAAGCAUAGAUGCUUCAAUUUGGAUUUAAUGCUUUUUCAAAGAUUUUAUUUAAGAGCAUCGAAAUUUUGAGAAAAUCUUUUUGGACGACUCACUAAGUUUAGAUAGCUAGAAUGCUGUUAGUGAAUAUCUCAAACUUUACGUUCAAAACUCCAAUUGUAAACUAAAAUGUGUUUAUGGGUUUUAUGAAAUAGUUUAGAUCUUCAAAUAAAAUAAUCCUGAUCGCUUCCCAGUCAUAAAUAUUACCAAGGAGCUCAAAGAAAACUCAUUGUUUGCUGUCAUUGAAAAGUGGAAAAAGGGAUUAACAAGUGAGAAAAUACAAAGAAUAAAAUUCAAUAAUUGCUUAACAGAAGAAUUUGUUAAUGGUAUACCCCACAUGAAUCUUGAUUUUGUCUAGGAUUUCUUAGAACCUAUAAAUUAAUAGUUUAAUUAUAAGCUAAACUAGAAGGCUAACUAAGUAGAUGUUGAUAUACCAGCUGGAAAAACUGCACAUAUUUUGUGCUUUGAUUAUGAAUCAAUCAAACUUAUGCAAAAGUAUUUUACAGAUGGAUCAUAAAAAAAUGAAUCCUUAAAUCCCUAAGCUGUUGUGCUGAAUCAAUAAGUUGUUGAAUACUUUAGGGAACCAAAAAUUUUUAAACAAAUUUAUUUCAUUUAGCAUAGAUUUUUUGACUCUUUAGACACUCAGUAAGUCUAUGAACUAUACUUGAAAUUUAAAGAUGCUUAAAUUGACAGCAUUAUAAUAGACUACGAUCUAAGAUAAGUAGAGUUAGCAGAUUAUAAUCUCUCAGAAAGAAGAUUAAUCAAUUUCAUAAGGCUCUUCCCUCCUAAAUCCUUAGAAUUAAAUAAUGUUUCCAUUAAUGCACUCAAGGCAAUAUAUUCAAUUGUUUCUUCAAAUGAAAAUUUUAGAUACGCAAACGUUAACUUUUCCUCUCAAUCCUUCAUAAAUAAUGGAAUAGCUUUCUCCUUAAGGGAGUCUUUGUACAUGGGAAGGAAAAGGAAGAAUAUCAUUUUAAAAGCAUUCGAUUCUAUUGCUUAUGCGUUUUUAGAUAUCUUUUGUGGAGAAGCUGGAGUUUAUAAAUUCGAUGAGACAAUACCAAUUCUAAAUAAUAACUUGAAGACUUAGAGAUUUUAUUUUAACCUAAUGAUUUUUUUGGCAAUAAUUUAUUAUACUAUUUUAAUUGGAUGUCCUUACUUUAUGACAAAAGCCUAUGGUGUUUUUGUAAAAACAAAACCUGGUGUGGCUUGGUAAUCCCAUUAUGUUUAUGCUGCGUUUGCUGGAAUUAGUUUUAUAAUUGAGGUUAUAAUUUAUCAUUAUAUUUACAAAUAAAUAAGACACCUUCUUCCUUAACUAAUUGACGUUGAGAAUGUGGAUGAAGAGGACACAUCUUUUAUGAGCAAAAUUAAGAGAUUCUUCAAAGAAAGAUAAUCUUUACUUGAGUGGGUUUCUUAUAUUUUGCAGCUUGCUUUUUCUUAAAUAGAUCGUUUUGAUUUAUAUUCAGAUGUUUGUUUUAUUGUUAUUUGCUUUAAAAUGGAAGAGUAUGUUAUCGGUUUCAUCAGUUUAGUGGUAAUUGCUAAUCAACUAUUAGUAAACAUCUUCAAACUUCUAAUUUACAUAUACGUUGCGAUUGUUAAAGACAAAAGAAGAGUAUUAAACACUCAUGAAAUCAACUCAUUUUGUGAAGUAUCAAAUCUGGUUGAAUUUGAAGCAGUGAAUAACAUUCUAGAUACAGUUGCUCCUUAUAAUAUUUCCUUUGUUCCAAAUAAUUUCCUAUUCAGAUUCUUAUUUCCAACAGCAGCAGGAUAGAGUAUAUCAAAUAGAUUAAUGCAUUCUAUUUAAAAAUUCCUUCUAGAAGAUGUUAUUUAAAUUUUCUUGUAAGCAGCUUUCGUAAUUGACUAAGGAAAAGACGAUUUAACAGUUAUGCUUUCUAUUGCAUCAAGUAUUCUUUCACUGUUGAAAGCAUUCUACAAGUUCAUGAGUAUUAGACCCACAACAAUUUCCUAACUAGAUUUUGAUUAUUUGUCAAGAAUAAAGAAAAACAAAUAAACCGAAUAUAAUAAUUAACUUACACUUUAUAGAAAUAACAUGCUCUAAAAUAUACAAUACUCAGUAGAUAAAUACAUUCCUAAUUCUAUUAUUGACAUAAAAAAGGCUGAAAAUACUACUGCUGAAUAAAAAAAGCAAGCACAAAAAUGA
Tetrahymena thermophila SB210 is the source of this 6411-nucleotide messenger RNA. Its product is annotated as transmembrane protein, putative. Gene Ontology annotation, cellular component: SCF ubiquitin ligase complex. The record is from RefSeq and is a predicted model, not a curated record. NCBI's taxonomy places the organism in Eukaryota, Ciliophora, Oligohymenophorea, Hymenostomatida, Tetrahymenidae. The transcript has 11 exons. Gene Ontology annotation, biological process: SCF-dependent proteasomal ubiquitin-dependent protein catabolic process.